Molecule: messenger RNA, 1620 nt
Organism: Schistosoma turkestanicum
Lineage: Eukaryota; Metazoa; Platyhelminthes; Trematoda; Strigeidida; Schistosomatidae
Source: the annotation of a GenBank genome assembly
UUUAAAAAUAGGAAUUUCACCUUAUCAACCUUGACACACACCUCAAGGUUGUCCGUUGGUAGUUUUUCAAAUGGAUAAAAAGUUGGUUGAUAAUUAUGUUAAACAUGCUACUACACAUAAUCGGGUUUUAGAAGAAGAACAAUGUUGGCGUGAAAUAAAACGUCGUCAUAAAGCUUCUAAUAAUUCCUCCCGUGAUCGAUCCCCAGAAGGAUCCAACAGUAUUCAUUCUGAACAAGCAUUAGAUGCUUAUGAACGUGAAUUACGUAUUGAAGCAAAACGUAAUCUGGAAUUACGUUCCACUCAAUCAUCAUUGCCCAGUGCUGCAGGUGGACCGAAUGCUAAAGAAUUUUGGCGAACAUUAGCACGUCGACAUUGUGACACCGGUCGUUGGGGUCAUGAUGGUUGGGAUGAAUUACAAAAAGAAGGUCCAAUCCCAUUUAAACAAUCGGAUAGUAUUGAAAAUGUUACUUCGAAAUCUAGUUCGUUAACUAUAACACCUAAACUGCCCUAUCAACAUGAUCAAUCGAAAGAACCACAGGAAGUUGCUGAUGGUAAAAAACCAAAAAAGAAAUCAAAGCAUAAAUUGGCCGACACGAAAUCCAAACGUAAACAUGCAAAAAAACGUAAAGCCAAAUUGAAAAAACUUAAAAAACAUAAAAAAUCUAGUAAAAAACGAAAGAAUAAAAAGAAGUCGAAACUGUCGAAAAGACGUCGUUUGCGUUCAGCAUCCUCAUCGUCAUCCUCCUCCUCAUCAUCAUCGUCCUCCUCCUCAUCGUCAUCAUCAUCAUCGUCCUCCUCCUCGUCAUCAUCUUCCUCGUCCUCUUCAUCCUCCGCUGCUUCAUCACGCUGUCCAUCACCGGCACCACCACCACCACCAACAUCAACAUCAUCACCACCACAACCACCACAAAAACCAGAACUACCACCACUCCCACCGGCUCCUCCUUCACCAGCUUCAUUACAGCCAGCCGCACCUGCGUCACCACCAUCAUCAGCGUCUUCUAGUGAUGAUAGUGAUUCGACCAGUUCCAUUGGAACUGAUGAUGAAGUGGAAUGGCAAGAAUUGAAAGUGUAACAAAAUGUAUCACAGCCUCUUUUUUGUUCUUCUUGUUCUUGUUUUUCCCGCCCUUCGCCCAACACCCCCACGGCACACUUUAUUACAGUGCAUUUUGUAAAUGGACUCAUUACAGUGAAUAUGAAGUAGUAGUAGUAGUAGUAGUACUAUAAUAUAAGUAGUAUGUUUCUUCACCUCUUUCUUUUUCUUGUUAUUUUUACUGUGACUACUACUAAUACUACUACUACUACUAAUAUUACUACUACUUACAACUACUACUACUACUACUACUACUUACUACUACUACCACUACUACUACUACUACUGUUGCUUUGUUCUUAUCUCGUGCCCAUACUCUUUCUAUGAACAAUGAAAGAUGAAGAUUGCUGAACUAUUCAUUCAUUUCUGUGUUAUCAGUCAAAAAAUGAAUGUCAGCUGUUUUCCAGCUGUUAGGUCUGUUUUUUUCUCUUCUGUCAAUUGCAUUAGGAUGUUUGUUUGAUUGUUCAGGGAAAAUGAUGUGUUUUGUGUUUAAAUUUUGCAAAAUGCUCUGUGCUAAUAAAAUGGUG